This is a messenger RNA of Ceratotherium simum simum (southern white rhinoceros), 945 nucleotides long. RefSeq names its product olfactory receptor 9S13-like. The record is from RefSeq and is a predicted model, not a curated record. Gene Ontology annotation, cellular component: membrane. Gene Ontology annotation, biological process: G protein-coupled receptor signaling pathway. Gene Ontology annotation, molecular function: olfactory receptor activity; G protein-coupled receptor activity. Lineage: Eukaryota; Metazoa; Chordata; Mammalia; Perissodactyla; Rhinocerotidae.
AUGCCACCCAACAGGAAUGGAAACCUCUCAGUGGUUUACUUUCAAGAGUUUGUGCUGGAGGGAUUUGAGGGUGGCCUUGAGACCCAGGUCCUGCUUUUUGCUGUGUUCCUGGCCAUGUAUCUGCUGACUGUCCUGGGGAACCUCACCAUGAUUGUGAUCAUCACCCUGGAUGCCAGUCUGCACUCCCCAAUGUACUUCUUCCUCAAGAACCUCUCCUUCCUGGACUUGUGCUACUCAUCGGUCAUCGCCCCUAAUGCCCUGGCCAACUUCUUCUCCUCAUCCAAGGUCAUCACCUUUGAGGGCUGUGCCACCCAGAUCUUCUUCUUCUCUCUGCUGGUCACCACUGAAGGUUUCCUCCUGGGUGUCAUGGCCUAUGACCGCUUCAUAGCCAUCUGCAGCCCCCUGCACUACCCCAUCAUGAUGUGCCCCUCGGCCUGUGCCCGGCUGGUGCUGGGCGCCUACUGUGGAGGCUGCCUCAACUCCAUCGUGCAGACCAGCUUCACAUUCAGCCUCCCAUUCUGCAGCUCCAACCACAUCGACCACUUCUUCUGUGACGUGCCCCCUCUGCUCCGUCUUGCUUGUGCCAACACAGCCCUCAACGAGCUCAUCAUGUUUGGUAUCUGUGGGCUCAUCAUUGUGAGUGUGACAUUUGUGGUCCUGGUCUCCUACGGCUACAUUGCAGUGACCAUCGUGAGGAUGCGCUCAGCAGCUGGGCGCCACAAGGUCUUCUCCACCUGUGGCUCCCACAUGACUGCAGUGACUCUCUUUGUUGGGACUGUCUUUGUCAUGUACGCCCAGCCGGGAGCUAUUGAGUCCAUGGAGCAGGGCAAGGUGGUCUCUGUCUUCUACACCCUGGUCAUCCCAAUGCUAAACCCCAUCAUCUACAGUCUGAGAAACAAGGAUGUGAAGGAGGCCCUGUGGAGGCUGAAACACACAGCCACAUGA